UCAGCACGAAGAAGGGAGGUAGAGAGAAAGUUCCACCAGCUUUGUUUGCCCUCUUGUUACAAAAUCAACCAAACUCAUCUUCUCCACCAGCACCACCACCUAACAACCUCUCAAUCUCAUAUACAUUUUACGCUUUCCUCUCUUUCCAUUUCAAGAGGAAAACUAUAUCGUUCCUCACACACGCCUCUCUCUCUAAUCAGUGGUCGUCUUCCUUUUCUUAUCCACUCUUCUCAGGGGCAAUAAGAAUGGCUAAUUGUCCUGGAGAGUCGACCCAAACUCACUUAGACAUUCUCCGUUGCCCAUUCUUGAGGAACAUCAAUGAGCCCACUAACCUCUCCUUCUCUUCUUCAUCCUUGCCUUUUCCCAUCCCUGUGCGAGCAGGGCAAGGUCCAAUUUUUGAGGAUGGACCCAAUUUCGACACUGCGUUUAGGCUUUUCCAUGGUCAAGAUGGUGUUGUCCCGCUCUCUGACAGCCCUCGUGCCGGAGCGGAGAAGCCUGCGCUUUCCUCUCCUGCGUUCCAUCCACUUGCUGCUAAGGCGGCGACUAUUAGUCUCUCCUCCUUCGGACAUGGAGGGCCUUUUGGAUUUGAUGCGUUUUCCGACAUGUUUAAGAACCAAAAGAGAAAGUCAGACUCUUCCAAAAAUAAAGAUUCUUCUUCCUCUAAGGGAGGAAACCACGAGUCUAUGAGCGACGACUGGCUUCAAACAGGAAACUGCCCUAUUGCUAAAUCGUACCGAGCUGUAAGUGGUGUGGCACCCCUCGUGGCAAAGAUCCUGCAACCCCCUCCCGGAAUGCAGUACAAGUGUCCUAAAGCAAUAGUUGCAGCUCGAGCAGCCAUAUCAAAAACAGCUUUCGCUAAGAACCUCCGGCCACAGCCUUUAUCAUCCAAAGUACUAGUCAUCGGGAUGCUGGGGAUGGCUCUGAACGUGCCUCUAGGGGUUUGGAGAGAGCACACUGAAAAGUUCUCUGCAUCUUGGUUUGUAGCUCUACACGCAGCGGUUCCUUUCAUUGGAAUACUGAGGAAGUCAGUGUUGAUGCCUAAGAUGGCGAUGGUUUUUACCAUAGCAGCGUCUGUUAUGGGACAAGUGAUUGGGUCAAGAGCAGAGAGGUAUAGGCUUAAGUCGGUGGCUCAUAAGAAACUGUCGUUGACAGGACCAGAUCAUGUGGAUGGAAGGUGCGGCGAUAAAGUGGUGAUGAAAUGGAAUCCCAUGUUGCUUGAAGUAGCAAGUCCUGUUUCUACGGGAGCAGCUAGUGUUGUCUGCUAAAAGAUUUUUGGUUUCUUCUUCGCAGAGCUCGAUAUAUGUGUAGUUGUUUCUUUUGUUGUUUUGUCCAUUGUAUUUGAAAAUUUUCAAAAUGUUUAAGGUAAGAAUAAGUGUAAAAAUAAAUAAAAU
Brassica oleracea var. oleracea is the source of this 1391-nucleotide messenger RNA. RefSeq lists its product as uncharacterized. Gene Ontology annotation, cellular component: chloroplast. The record is from RefSeq and is a predicted model, not a curated record. Bases 246 to 1265 code for a protein of 339 amino acids. The transcript has 4 exons. NCBI's taxonomy places the organism in Eukaryota, Viridiplantae, Streptophyta, Magnoliopsida, Brassicales, Brassicaceae.